AUGUCACGGGCAGCAGCGGCAGCGGCUACCUCUCCAGCGAUGCCUUGCGUGUCGUCUUCCUCGCUGACCUCUGACAUCGAUGCCCACAUCCCCAACGCACACGACGCUCGUGAUGGUGCUACUGAGGCUUCGCACAGCACGCUUGCAGAACCCCGCCGUCAGCGCAAGCUGUGGACAGAGGACGAGAAACGUAGAUUUUGGAGGCAGAAGAAGUUAGAGAAGAGGGAGCGCAGGAAAGCCGUCGCCGCUGACCGGCAAAAGGCGCAGCAGGAGCUAUGGGAGCACCUGUCAGAGGAGGAGAAGAAAGCUCGCCGCACUGAGGCGACACUGUUACACGAGAGACGUCGGCAGGUGGAGGCAGCCCUAGUGAGUCGGUGCGAGGCCCAGCUUGCCAAUCCUCAUGUGCCGGCGAUUGUGUUUGACCUCAGCUUUGCGUGGUGUAUGACGGUGGCAAACACAAAGAGCACCGUAUCGCAGGUGAAGUUCAGCUACAGCGCCCUGCGCACUGCCGGCUUCCCCUUUCGCCCCAUCAUUACGUCGCUGAUGGGCAAGGAGGCCAGUGACACCGAGCACGACGUCACUGCCCAGGCUGCGGUGCUGCAGACUCUCGAAAACUUUGAGGGCUUUCGCCGAUUCCCACCUGUUGUCACGCAGGCACAGCACUGGAGUGUGCUCUUCGAGCCAAAUCAGGUGGUUUUCCUCACCGCUGACGCACCAGAUGCCCUCACCAGCAUUGAUCCCGGCACAGCAUACAUUGUUGGUGCCUUCGUAGACCAUAACGCGCACAAGGGGCUGAGCUAUGCCUCCGCGCAACGCCAUGGCGUGCGCACGGCUCGACUGCCCAUCAGGGAGAGUGUGGUGCUCGGCAACCGGUGCAAAGUGCUGACGAUCAAUCACGUAGUAGAGGUGCUCAUCCAAUAUGAGCAUCUGCGCGCCGCAGGGACCCCAGACUGGGCACAGGCGAUUGACAACGCACUGCCGACGCGCCGCACCCGACAAGUGAUGAAGGGACGGCGAAAGCGCCGGCGAGUGGGCGAGGCCGGAUCAGAUGAGGAGAGGGACGAUGGUGAUGAGGGCAGCGAUGGCGACAACUCAAAUUGCACGCCGGUCAAUGCAAGCGACUCUCCAGCUGCUGAUGGGUGCCCGUGA
Messenger RNA from Leishmania braziliensis MHOM/BR/75/M2904, 1149 nucleotides. RefSeq lists its product as hypothetical. Bases 1 to 1149 code for a protein of 382 amino acids. Gene Ontology annotation, biological process: tRNA N1-guanine methylation. NCBI's taxonomy places the organism in Eukaryota, Euglenozoa, Kinetoplastea, Trypanosomatida, Trypanosomatidae. Gene Ontology annotation, cellular component: nucleus. The record is from RefSeq and is a predicted model, not a curated record. The transcript has a single exon. Gene Ontology annotation, molecular function: tRNA binding.